Molecule: messenger RNA, 981 nt
Organism: Trichomycterus rosablanca
Lineage: Eukaryota; Metazoa; Chordata; Actinopteri; Siluriformes; Trichomycteridae
Gene: mlf1
Product: myeloid leukemia factor 1
Exons: 7
Coding region: 112-927 (271 amino acids)
Biological process (GO): regulation of DNA-templated transcription
Cellular component (GO): cytoplasm; nucleus
Source: RefSeq, a predicted model, not a curated record
UCGCCGGAGAGCCGCGUCAAGAGCUAAUUAACACCAACAAUUAAAACUUUGUACUAUAUUUUAACUACUUAAAAUUAGUCUAGGCGUGUUUAUUAGUCUUAAUCUGUGGAAAUGUUUAACAGUCUUCUCAGGGACUUUGAGGAGGACCCGUUCCUCUCCGAUCCUUUCCGGGCACACAAUGACCGUAUGCACCAAAUGAUGAGGAAUUUUUCAGAUCCCUUCAGCCACGGACUCAUGCCCAGUCUCACAGAUGGCCGGGACAGAAGGCGUAGGGGAGAAGGCCAGACAGGCACAAGCGUAGCCCUCCGCAAUGACAACAGACAGGACGUGGAUUUCUUCAGGAACCCUUUCGCAACGAUGGACAACAUGAUGUCAAGCAUGAGGAGCCGAACAGAGCAAAUGCACAGAAACUUUGACAACAUGUCCACAGACCCCAGCACCCACGCAUUCAGCUCUUCAUCUGUCAUGACUUACUCUAAAGUGGGAAAUGAUCCUGCCAAGGUGUUCCAGUCUUCCUCCCAGACGCGCCACGCCCCUGGAGGGAUAAAAGAAACAAGGCAGACUUUAAGAGACACAGACAGCGGCGUUGAAAAGAUGUCCAUCGGCCACCACAUCAACGAGAGGGCACACGUCAUCGAGAAGAAACACAACAGAAAGACGGGAGAGAGAGAAUUUAACCAGGAUUUUCAGAAUAUGGAUGAUACUGAAGCCCAGGCCUUCGACGAUGAGUGGCAGCACAAGGUGUCCGAAUUCCAGCCUGCUGCUGUGCUGUCCCGUCUGGAGGCUCCAAGAGUCAGAACAGUCCACCGAGCAGCCAUCACCGGCCCGGAGCACACAGACAGAGAAAAACAAGAGAAGCCGAGAGAAGCGGGGAAGAAAACUCACGUCUCUGAGCUCAACAUUCAAGGCACCGGUGUGAGGAAAUAAUAGUUAAAGAAACUGAAAUAAAACUCUCAAAGCCAACGUCUGGCUGGCGGCUCG